This is a messenger RNA of Camelus dromedarius (Arabian camel), 1851 nucleotides long. It is a transcript of the gene HAO1, whose product is annotated as hydroxyacid oxidase 1. Bases 43 to 1155 code for a protein of 370 amino acids. The transcript is spliced from 8 exons. Gene Ontology annotation, biological process: fatty acid alpha-oxidation. Gene Ontology annotation, cellular component: peroxisome. NCBI's taxonomy places the organism in Eukaryota, Metazoa, Chordata, Mammalia, Artiodactyla, Camelidae. Gene Ontology annotation, molecular function: FMN binding; oxidoreductase activity. The record is from RefSeq and is a predicted model, not a curated record.
GGAGAAAAAAAAAAAUCCCAGAGUUUUCAGUAACCCAGGAAAAUGUUCAGCCGGCUUGUUUGUGUCAGCGAUUAUGAACAACACGCUAAAUCCGUACUUCAGAAGUCUAUAUACGACUAUUAUAAAUCUGGGGCUAAUGACCAGGAAACCUUGGCUGAUAAUAUUGCAGCAUUUUCCAGGUGGAAGCUGUAUCCACGGAUGCUGCGGAAUGUUGCUGAAAUAGACCUGUCGACUUCCGUUUUAGGGCAGAGGAUCAGCAUGCCAAUAUGUGUGGGCGCUACUGCCAUGCAGUGCAUGGCUCAUGUGGAUGGGGAGCUGGCAACCGUGCGAGCCUGCAGGUCCCUGGGAACUGGCAUGAUGCUGAGCUCCUGGGCCACCUCCUCAAUUGAAGAAGUAGCAGAAGCUGGUCCCCAGGCACUUCGCUGGCUGCAGCUGUACAUCUACAAGGACCGUGAGGUCACCAAGCAGCUGGUGCGGCGGGCUGAGCGGAUGGGCUACAAGGGCAUAUUUGUGACAGUGGACACCCCUUACCUGGGCAAUCGCUUCGAUGACGUGCGUAACAGGUUCAAGCUGCCACCCCAACUCAGAAUGAAAAAUUUUGAAACCAAUGAUUUAGCAUUUUCUCCUAAGGAAAAUUUUGGAGACAACAGUGGACUUGCUGCGUAUGUGGCUAAAGCAAUAGACCCGUCUAUCAGCUGGGAAGACAUCAAAUGGCUGAGAAGACUGACAUCACUGCCGAUUGUUGCAAAAGGCAUUUUGAGAGGUGAUGAUGCCAAGGAGGCAGUUAAACACGGUCUGGAUGGGAUCUUGGUGUCAAAUCAUGGGGCUCGACAGCUCGAUGGAGUGCCAGCCACUAUUGAUGCUCUGCCAGAAAUUGUGGAGGCCGUGGAAGGGAAGGUGGAAGUCUUCCUGGAUGGGGGUGUGCGGAAAGGGACUGAUGUUCUGAAAGCUCUGGCCCUGGGAGCCAAGGCUGUGUUUGUGGGGAGACCAAUCAUCUGGGGCUUGGCGUGCCAGGGAGAGAAAGGUGUCCAAGACGUCCUUGAGAUACUGAAGGAAGAAUUCCGGUUGGCCAUGGCUCUGAGUGGGUGCCAGAAUGUGAAAGUCAUCGACAAGACAUUGGUGAGGAAAAAUCCUUUGGCCGUUUCCAAGAUCUGACAGUGCACAAUAUUUUCCCAUCUGUAUUAUUAUUAUUAUUAUUUUUUUGGCAUGUAUUACUUGACAAAGAGACACUGUGCAGAGAGUGACCACAAUCUGUAAUUCUCCACUUCGAUACAAAGGGUGUCCUUCUUCUCCAACAAAACAGCAGUCCCUUGCUAUUUUAAGUUCAUUGCUUUUGACUUUUCAAUGGGUGUCCUAGGAACCUUUUAGAAAGAAAUGGACUUGCAUCCUGGAAAUAUAUUAACUGUUAAAAAGGAAAACAUUGAAAAUGUGUUUAGAUAGCGUCAUCCCCUGGCAGGCUAACGUGCUGCAAAACAAAAGGUAUCCCAGGGUAAGACUGGAGGUAGCUCAUGUGGAGUACAAAGAUAAUGAUCUCACUGUUUAUUAACCCGCAUUGUGUUGGGAUUUCCUUAAAACCGUGUUCUUAAAUUGUCAGUGCAGGUUCAAAAGGCUGAGAGUGCCUUGGAGAAACAGCAGGUUUGGAUUCCUAACACUGAGGAGAUGGUGCUUGAUAAAACUGGGAUACAUUGGUGAUAAUUUGUGAUUUUCUAAGUACUUUUUUGACACCCUGAGCUAUGCUCCUUCUUUGAAUGCAGAUUUCCAUUCACAUCUUUAGUAUCUUUAGUAUAUCUGAGUAUUUUAUGAUAGAGAUGGCUUCUUAGUCAGAGAGAAAUAAAGCGAUUUUUGAAAAGA